UUCCCCCUGUAGAGGGACAGGCCCGACUGAAGGGUGGGGGGGGGGAAGGCUUCUUCGAAGGAGGCUGCUCCCGAGCAGGCGCCGGGCCCCACGCCCACAGAAGGAGGCCCGCGCCCCCGCCCCAGGCAGCCGUCGCACUACCAGAAGGAACAUUGGAGCAGGAGUCCAGGGUCCGGAAGCCAGUGGAACUCCAAUCCGUCUUCACUGUCUGCCCCGUUUUGCGCGUGGCCGAACAGUGCGCGGCGGUGGUGGGGUUAGGGGCGCGAAGCAGCGCUCGUGGCAGGCGCGCGGCUGCGUUCCUACGCCGACGGCGCGGGAGAGAACGGGCGCGGCGAUUUGCGGUCCGCUUGCCUCCCCGCGUCGAACGCGGGCACCGGGAACGGCAGCGCUCCUUUGGACGCGAUGCUCGGCUACACGCAAGAGAGCGUCCCUGGACAAGACUGUCCUUUGGUGCGCGGCUUUCGGGGGGGACAGGCUUGGGAGAAAGGCCUGGUCCAGGGGGCGUGGGCGAGAUCCUCGGGGGACCGCGCCGCGAAAAAAAGUCCAGCGCAGGCAGCAGAGGGGAGGGGCGGGAGAGAAGGGGAGAAAGACUAGGAAGCUGGGUCCAAUAGAUCGGGGCGCCUCCAGAGUGACGUCUGCACUCAUGCGCUGCCCCGCACCAUUUUCCAUCUCCUGUGCACGACCUCCUCUACUGACAGGCACGUCCCAGGCCGCUGCGGAGCGGAACGGGGAGGAGGGAGGGGAGGGCUCCGAGGAGGAGAAGGGCGAUCGAUCCGCUACUCUGGCCAGUCGACCAAUCCUAGUGGCACACCAAAAAAUUGAAAAAACGCACUGAUGCUCGUCCUGCGAAGGCGGCAAGAUGAGAUUGGUGUUCAGUCCGUGUGAAACCGUGAAGCCUCCUUGGGCCAGACAGCCGGCGCAAAUCGUGCUGCACCGCCACCGCCCGAGACGGUCCGGCCCGCCCGUCGCCCGCGGUCUCACUCGCGUAAAAAACGAGCUGGCGCUGAAGCGAAACACCGCCCGCGGAGAGAGAGAGCAGAGCCACAUGCUCAGAGCGCACAGAAGAGAAGGCCGCCAUAAUGCCAACUGGCAAAGUGGGGCGUGGGGGGAGGAGGAGGAGGAAGAAGAGGGGGAGAACGAGGAGGAGAACGAGGAGGAGGACGAGGAGGAGGAGGAGGCAGAGCCUCUCUACGCGACUGUCUAAGUGAGGUGCCUCCGGAAGGGAAGGCCAGGGCUGGCCCUCCAGGCUGCGCACCUGCGGCAAUCUGCGCUGGGCCACCUCAUUCAGGUGCCUUUCCGCCCGCCGCCAGGUCGACAAUCUGCGGGGCUCCCCAUGGGAGCUGCCUACACCCAGCCUGCCCUCCCUGCGCGUCGCCGUC
Messenger RNA from Prorocentrum cordatum, 1379 nucleotides. The record is from the annotation of a GenBank genome assembly. NCBI's taxonomy places the organism in Eukaryota, Dinophyceae, Prorocentrales, Prorocentraceae.